AUGAAUCCAUCUCCUCCUCCGACAAUCAGCGGUGUUGUCCAAAACAAAGGAUCUUCGACUGGAGCCCAAAAUCUCGAAGCAGAUAACGCCCAAAACGAACAAGAAACCUCUUCUCCUGGUGAAAAUGGUAAAAGAGAUUCGAAGCACGUUGACGAGAAGGACUCAGCAGAGAAAGAAGAUUCUGAGGAUACUCCCAGUAAUUUUCCUGCAAGAGUUGCAUUCCCUUCAAAUGAUGCUGAUGAGGAUGAUCAGGAUUCUGAUGAGAUUGAGGGGUACUUUCAGGAAGAUGAAGACAUGAAUAUGGGAGAAGAUGAUCCUGAAGGAAAUCAAACUGGAACUGGUGACGCCAACGUCGACAUGGUCCCAAAUCCAAUUAAAGUUCGACCAUCCAUCACCCAGACUUCGUCUAUAUCACUUACUGAGGAGGAGAAAAAAGCUUUAAAACAAAAUGAUCCCCUCAAGAAUAAUGUGGGAGAGAUCUUUGGCAUAAAGAAGCUGAUAAGCAAGAUUAACAUCACUGCUUGCCACACUGAUAUAAGUGAAGCCCUUAUCGACAUUCAAAACCUUAUUGACCAAGUUUGUGUUGAAUACCGUAGGGAGGUGGAUGCCAAAGAAAAGCUUCUAUCAACUGAAAAAGCUCAAGCCACUGAGUUUGACAAUGCCCUUCGAACUUCACAAGCUUCUGAGGAGUUAGCCGCUUCCAUAAAAUCAGCCCAAGCAGAAUUCGACACUUAUACUACUUUGAUACAACUCUGGGAAUCUCACGUUGCAGAAUUGCAGAAGAAGAUUUUUGAUGCUAAGGCGAAGCAGACUGCUAUCCAAGGCUUGGAUAAUACUGAAGCUGAUGAUCUGGCGAAGCAGAGCGUAGAUCACGUCGAAAAGGCUACUGCUAUGAAUGAAGACAUUGCACGCCUCAGAGGGGUUCAAGCUGUUGUUCAGUACAAGAUUGGCUUGGCGAAGAAAAAGUAUGAUCGAAUGAGGGCCACUAUUCCUUUUUGA
This is a messenger RNA of Lathyrus oleraceus (garden pea), 999 nucleotides long. RefSeq names its product protein bfr2-like. The record is from RefSeq and is a predicted model, not a curated record. Bases 1 to 999 code for a protein of 332 amino acids. Lineage: Eukaryota; Viridiplantae; Streptophyta; Magnoliopsida; Fabales; Fabaceae. The transcript has 2 exons.